UUCUGGGACCCAAACCUUCAGUUACCUGAAUCAGGAAACCCCGGUGUUUAAUUUGAACCGAAGUCCAGAUCCUUUUACUGAACUUUUGUCUUAGUGCAUGCCUGAGUAAUGCAAUGCAAUAUUGCUCAAUUUCAGAGCUGCCAACUGUUAAAUACGAGGAAUUUAAGAAAUUCGGAGGUAUAUACCGUCUAUGGGUACCUGGAUUGCUUCCGGCUGUUUGGCUUGCAGAGGCAAAAUAUGUUGAGGUAUUAUUUACAUCAAAAUGUACGGAGAUCAAAACUGACCUUUACCGCAUUCUUCAUGUAUGGCUAGGUCUUGGGCUACUGACAAGUAGAGGUCAGCGGUGGCAUCAACGCAGGAAACUGAUAACUCCCGCUUUCCAUUUCUCCAUUUUGAGCAAUUUCUGCGAGGUAUUCGUUAAAAAUACGCUUACACUCAUCGAUCAAUUGCGUCAGACUCCGGACGGAGCACUCGUCGAGGUGAUGACACAGAUGAAACUCGUUGCCUUGGACAACAUCUGCGAGACUGCUAUGGGAAUCACAAUUGAUGCAUUAAAUCAUCCAAAUCACAGCUACAUUCGUGCCAUUGACGAUUGCACUGACAUUGUCAUGACGAGACUGACGAGACCCUGGUUAUUCAAUGAUUUACUUUUCUUCCUGUCGCCCACCGGUCGAAAACAUUGGGCGGAUUUGAAUACAAUUUUCGAGCUUACUGAUAAGGCCAUUAAACAAAGGAGGAAUAUAAGAGGCAAAAAAGAAGGAAAGUGGAAGCAGAGGAUUGAAGAGCUCGAAGGAUCUCAGAAAAUGGCUUUUCUUGACCUCUUGUUGGAGGCAUGUGAGAAACAGUCUGUUAGUUUAACGGACGAGGAUUUAAGGGAUGAAGUGAAUACUUUCAUGUUUGAGGGCCAUGAUACAACAGCAGUCUCAAUGGGUUACACUUUAUUUCUUUUAGGAAAUCAUCCAGAAAUUCAGGAAAAAUGCCACCGAGAACUUUCGGAUAUUUUUCAAGGAUCAAACAGGACUCCUACGGUGGCAGAUUUACAAAAAAUGAAGUAUCUCGAGCAAGUAAUCAAAGAAAGUCUGCGUUUGUUCCCCAGUGUUCCUUUUAUAGGAAGAGAGGCUACCGAAGAUGUAAAAUUUGGUGAUUACACCGUUCCAAAAGGCACUGUUUUAUCAUUUAACGUGUACAACCUCCACCGAGACCCGAAGGUGUUUCCAGAUCCGGAAAAGUUCGAUCCGGAUCAUUUUAGUCCGGAAAAAAGUGCGGGUCGCCAUCCUUACGCCUACGUUCCGUUCGCUGCAGGACCCAGGAACUGCAUAGGUCAGAAAUUUGCGUUGAUGGAAGAAAAAGUGGUGCUAUCCUAUAUUUUACGCGAAUUUCGACUAGAGUCCGAGCAUGGGCUCGAAGAUUUAAAUAUAAGUUUUUCCCUCGUCAUUCGAUCUCAAAAGGACGUAAAUGUUAAAUUCUUACGUCGGAAAUCACACCAGAACCUUAAAAGCUGACCGUAAAAUAAUCCGCAAGAUUUUAAAUGAAUGUGGAAACCGUUUUUUGUGCUCAUGUGAAUUUUGUGCAAGUUCUCUAUAUAAGACAUACAGUCAAGUUCACCAUGAAAUUCACUGUAUCAUGGCUGCGUUUUAUACUUUAUAACCAUAUUAUCAGUAAAAUAAUUUGAUAAGAAUUUAUAUAUUAAAAAAAACAUGUAGAAUAAAUUGCAUAUUUACG
This is a messenger RNA of Bemisia tabaci, 1722 nucleotides long. NCBI's taxonomy places the organism in Eukaryota, Metazoa, Arthropoda, Insecta, Hemiptera, Aleyrodidae. The record is from RefSeq and is a predicted model, not a curated record.